AUGGUUAAUUUACAGGCAUCAGUACCUAUCCGCUCAGGUAUCAAUGAACAAAACGCCCCCAGGACCGCCCACGAACCUUCUGUGCUCCCGGUCGUUAUACCUCCUAAUACAAUUAGACCACUAGCUUUUCGAACACUUUCAAAGAAACACAACCUAGCAUUUACAUCAUCUACCUUACAAGCGCUUGCAGCCUUCAUAGGCAAGUCCUGCGGCUCGAGAUGGCGCCAGGAAGGACUUGCAGACCUGGUACUCGAUGAAGUGGCCAAGUUGUGGAAACAAUCCGGAGGCGGUUCGAUAGUAGAGGAUAGUACAAAACUACCGUUGAAGACCAUUUUAGCUGAGCUGGAAACGUACAUGGUCGGAGGCAGAGUCCAACAUGAUCGAAAGACGGCCAAAAGGGCAAUAGACACAGCCAUACCCCAGAGGAAGCGAGAACAAAUUACGCUCAGUCGAAGCGACUCCCCUGUUCAAACGGCCAAUAAAGAUGUUUCUGUACCUCAGGAAACUGAACCUGACGGCUCUGAGCCUGCCGAACCCCCAGAAGAUACCCCAAAUAAUCGUGCCAGGAAACGAGUCAAGAUCGUCAGCGCAUUUGAACAGCAGCGCUUAACAUAUAACAUGAACAAGAGGCAGUUUGAACCACCACAUGGGCAUCCAUCCCUCUUUCCCCCUGCCAGCAACCGGGUGAGUCUCUUUAGGGAUCGCUAUUAUCGCGUUCACCAGCGCCUACUACGAAACGAAACUUUUCAAACUUCAACGCUGCCCACUUCCUUUAGUGAAGCAAAUACAGCUACUCCGUCAAAUCUGCCGUAUAAAAUUACCUCAAUUACAAGCUUACAGGGAAGAGGAAGCACAAACCACUUACUUCUAGGCUUAUUUUCGGUCUCCCCUGGAGGAGGAUACAAUUUAUCUGACCCUUCAGGAACUGUGGCUAUAGAUAUGACACAUGCCAAAGGUAUCCCAGCUAACGGUGCCUGGUUUGUGCCCGGAAUGAUUCUGUUGGUUGAUGGAAUUUACGAAGACGAGGAUGAAGACACAGUGGCUCGAGGUGCUGGAGCAAUUGGCGGAAAGUUCAUUGCCAUAUCUGUUGGAGGCCCGCCAUGUGAGCGAAGGGAGGUUUCCCUGGGCAUUGACAAUCAGAGCCGUGGUUGGAACACGAUGCCACCGACAGACUCUGCAGCCGACCCGAUGAGUGCUGGGACAGAGUCGAAUCAGCCAGAAUGCAUGAAUAUAAAUUCCAUAUCACGUCAGCCCCAGGAGAAGCAGCGUAUGGUAAUCAUGGGAGAAGUAAAUCUGGAUAAUCCAAAGACACUUCAAGCACUUUCCAUGGUUCUAGGCCAGUACGAUGCUGCAUCUGAUAACCAACUUCCUUCGCUAUUCGUCUUGAUAGGCAAUUUCGUCCAUGACGCAGCGAUCGGGGCGGGAAAUUGUGGGAGCAUUGAAUAUAAAGAAUUCUUCGAUAGUCUUGCUUCAGUGUUGAUGCAAUUCCCUAAUCUCCUUCGAAAUUCAACUUUUGUGUUUGUACCUGGCGAAAACGACCCUUGGGCUUCCUCCUUUUCCCCUGGCGCAACCGCAUGUAUCCCAAGACCAUUGAUACCAGAAUUGUUUAGAUCUAGGGUUCGCCGGGUGUUCCAAUCCGCUUACAGCCAGGACCAUUCCAUUUCGUCUCGUCAAAUAGAUGAAUCCGCAAUCUGGUCCUCGAACCCUACGCGAAUAUCCGUUGAUGAACCAAAUGCUUCCGAAAUAGUCAUCUUCAGGGAUGAUAUUUCCGGCAGGCUACGGCGCAACGCACUAGUUAUGAAGGAUGACAAGGGAAAAAAGCUAUCUCCUUUACAGGCUGAUACCAGAACUCUUAGCCAGGAUACCACUGUCGCCGACCCUGAAGAAAACGUCCCUACAGAAAUAAACAAAGACCAACAAGACGUAGUAGAUCCAAGCUUAGUUGCAGCUCGGAAACUCGUCAAAUCCAUACUCGACCAAGGGUACCUCAGUCCAUUCCCGCCCACUGUACGCCCAAUUUUAUGGGAUUACGCGUCUGCAUUGCAUUUGUAUCCCCUCCCAACCGCUCUUGUGAUGGCCGAUCCGGAAGCAGAUCCAUUUACUGUCACAUAUGAAGGCUGUCAUGCUAUGAAUCCUGGUCGUUUUGUGGUUGAAGGAAGUAGUGAUACUGCAAGGUGGAUAGAAUACAACAUGGCUACAAGAAAGGGGUGCAUAAAGGAAGAGCUUCUCUAG
Microsporum canis CBS 113480 is the source of this 2232-nucleotide messenger RNA. RefSeq names its product DNA polymerase epsilon subunit B. The coding region runs from base 1 to 2232 and encodes 743 amino acids. NCBI's taxonomy places the organism in Eukaryota, Fungi, Ascomycota, Eurotiomycetes, Onygenales, Arthrodermataceae. The record is from RefSeq and is a predicted model, not a curated record. Gene Ontology annotation, biological process: DNA-templated DNA replication; error-prone translesion synthesis. Gene Ontology annotation, cellular component: epsilon DNA polymerase complex. The transcript has 2 exons. Gene Ontology annotation, molecular function: DNA binding.